AUGGAGGUCGAAGCUUUGAUGAUUCAAAGGGCGGAAUGCAAAUCCUUAAUGCUUAUGAUUCAAAAAUAUGUAAUGAAUUUCAAAACCGGUGAUAAUGUUAUAGGGCUAGUACAUCGUAAAGAAAAAUUAAUAGAUAAUUUUAAACAUCUUGAGAAAAACAACAAGAAACUAAAUACGUUACAGCCAGGGCAACAUGCCGAGGAAUACGAAAUUUUAUUCAAUUUACACUUUGACAUUUUGGCGAGCAUAGAAGAGCACUUAGGGACCACAGCAAUUAAAGAAGAAAAGAGUACAAAAAUGACGAAUAAUAUUAAGUUACCAGAUGUUGUACUACCUAAGUUCAACGGAGACUACAUCAUGUGGAAUGAAUUUAAGGAUAUCUAUGAAUCCUUGAUCCAUAGUAACGACAGCCUUUCGAAUGUACAGAAAUUGCAUUACUUAAAAGGGACUCUUGUACCACCAGCAUCCAACCUAAUCAGCAAUCUAUCAAUGACUAAUAAUAACUACUCCAUAGCGUAUGACAUAUUGCUUCAAAGAUACAACAAUAAAUUUGUUAUAAUAAAUUCGCAUCUACAAGCAUUGCAAGAUAUACCUCAAUGCACCAAAGGUUCGUACGAGAAUUUGAGGACAUUUUUAAACCAGGCACGGCAGCAAACACAGGCAUUAGCUACAAUCCAUGAAGACACUAAGCACUGGGAUUUGAUGAUCAUAUUCAAUUUAUGCAGCAAAUUGGAUCACGGAACGAGAUUAGCUUGGGGUUUGGCUCGAGAAAUGGGUGAACUGCCAUCACUAUUCCAAUUCUACACCUUUUUAGAGAACCGGGCAAGUGCUUUGGAAACUGCAGCUAAAUCAAGUAACACUGAAAGUACUGGAAGCAAAAACAAAAUCAUUAAUGUUGUCACUCAAAAACCGAACAAAUCAAAAAUAUGUGUCUUUUGUCAUCAAAAUCAUCUUUUAUAUUCAUGUUUUAAAUUUAAAAGGAACAGCCUAGCAAAGAAAAAAGACUUCCUGAAGAGCUCAAAUUAUUGUGAACGAUGCCUGGAACCAGCACAUCCAUUGAAGCCAUGUAAAUACAAAUUACCGUGCAAAAUUUGUGACAGGGAUCACCAUACAUCGUUACACGUGGAACAAGCAGCUGAGACUCCGGAGAAGGAAAGCACUGCCAGUGUUAUGUUUUCGCAGCAAGACAACACAACUAGUGUACUGCUAGCUACAAUUGCAAUUUCGGUUAUGGAUGCACAAAAUAGAACACACAUUGUACGGGCUCUGCUAGACAGCGGAUCACAAGUAAAUUUAAUAACGAGGGAUCUAGCGGACAAAUUAGCUCUACCUUUGAAAGGUAAUCUAAAUACAUUAAAGGUACUACAAGGAGGAUCAUUAACUAGUUAUAACACUAUGGCAGUAGAAAUUAAAUCCAAUAUAUCUGCAUUUUCAAGAAGGAUCAACUGCAUAGUAAUGGAAAACAUAACAAGUGAUCUACCGACAUCGAAAAUAAAUAUUGAAAAUUGGAAAAUUCCCAAAGGAGUGCUUUUAGCUGAUCCAAUGUUUGCAAGUCCUGGUCCAAUUCAAAUGUUAAUUGGAGCCGAACUAUUCUUUGAAAUUUUGCAGAAAGAUGUAAUUAGAUUAGGACACAACUUACCAAUUUUAAGAAACAGCUUGUUUGGAUGGGUACUAUCUGGUGCAUACAAGGAACAAACAAAUUCAAAUUAUGUUGGAUUUGUAUCAAAUGUACAACUGCAUGAAGCCAUCACCAAGUUCUGGAAUUUGGAAGAAGUGUUAGAACCAACAAUCCAUGGGUCAGAGAAGGUAUGUGAAGAAUACUUCUCAAAGACUGUCAAUCGUACAAAAAGUGGGAGAUACAUAGUGUCAUUGCCAUUUAAACAGGACAAAAAAAAUGAAUUAGGAGAUUCUUUACAGAUCGCAACAUCUCGCCUUUUAAACCUAGAAAAACGGUUUAAAAGAAAUGAAGACUUAAAAAUAGCCUAUUCAGAAUUUAUGAACGAAUAUUUAAAAUUAGGACAUGCAGUACCGGUACCAAUAGCAGAACUUAAUAAUCCACAUUAUUAUUUGCCACACCACCCAGUUAUUAAGCAAUGGGGCUCAACAAAGUUACGAGUUGUUUUUGAUGCUGCUGCAAAAAGUUCAACGGGGGUUUCACUGAAUGAUACACUGCAUACUGGACCAAAACUGCAGCAAGAACUAUUAUCUAUUUUAAUCAGAUUUCGCUGUUGGAAGCACGUUUUUAUAAGCGAUAUUGUAAAGAUGUACAGACAAAUAAAAAUGGAAAAGAGCGAUCAAGAUUUUCAAAGAAUUGUAUGGAGGAAGUCACCACAGGAGGAUAUACAACAUUACAAACUCACUACGGUCACGUAUGGUACUUCAUCAGCUCCAUACCUAGCAAUUCGCUGUUUAAACCAACUAGCAGAAGAUGAAAAUCUACCAAUAGCAGCCGAAACUGUGAAGAAAGAUUGUUAUGUUGACGAUGUCAUAAGUGGGGCCAACACAAAGCUAGAGGUACUCGAUAAGGCAAAGCAACUUACAGAACUACUAAGCAGAGGCGGUUUCACUCUCCACAAAUGGGCCAGCAACUGCAAAGAAUUACUUGAAAUGCUCUCACAACAGAAAGGAGAAUGCAAUGAGACAUUCUUUUCAGACGGUUUAGGGGUUGUUAAAGCUCUUGGCUUAAUAUGGAAGCCAGAUGAAGAUGUAUUUAAAAUAACAACACCAGAACAAUUGUCAUCAGUUUAUACUAAAAGAAAUAUUUUAUCAUCCAUUGCACAAAUAUUCGAUCCAUUGGGAUUAAUUGCACCCAUUGUGGUGAGAGCUAAAAUGAUAAUGCAAAAUAUUUGGAAAGAAAAGACAGAAUGGGACGAUAAGGUCUCUACAGAAGUCGUUGAACAAUGGAAAUCAUUUCAUCAAGAAUUACCUAUAUUAAAUGAACUAUAUAUUCCAAGAUAUAUUUUGAAUAUAAAAGGAGAGUUAAAAGAUUUACAGUGCCAUGGGUUUGCGGAUGCUUCGAUGGCAGCAUAUGGGGCAUGUAUAUAUGUGAGAAGUACGUACCCUGAUAAGACUCUUGUGAAUUUACUAUGUGCUAAAUCUAAGGUAGCACCAAUCAAAAACAGCACUUUACCACGACUAGAAUUAUGCGCAGCAGUGUUAUUAGCAAGACUCUAUAAACAUGUAUGUGAUGUAAUAAACAUUAAAUUCACUAGCUCGCAUCUAUGGAGUGACUCUACAAUAGUGCUGGCAUGGUUAAACACCGACAGCAGCAGCUUGAAAAUGUUCGUAGGAAACAGGGUGGCUGAAAUCCAAGAGAUCACAUCAGGAGCAAAGUGGAAUCAAGUGGCAUCUCCAGAUAAUCCGGCAGAUUUAGUAUCUAGAGGAAUGACGGUUCAGGAGAUCACACAAUCCAAAUUAUGGUGGAAUGGGCCCUCAUGGCUCUCACCACAAGAUAGUAAUUGGCCAGUAACGGAAGUAGUAAAAACAUCUCCAAUUCCAGAGCAAAAGGCAGUACUUCACAUUAAUACAUGCACAACUAACCCAGAAUUUGCAACAAUAUACACAAAAUUUUCUAAAUUUCAUAAACUAAUGCGUGUUGUAGCUUAUUGCCUCAGAAUAAGAAAGAAAUAUAAAAGACUGCGUUCCCUGGAUAAUAUUACAGCACUAACUGUUGCAGAGUUAGAAAACGCUCAGCAGAUAAUAAUUAGAGAAACACAACAAGAAGUUUACAGGAGCGUCGUUGAAGAACUAAGGAGCAAGGGUAGCUCAGAGUUUAAGACAGCUCAAGAGCUGAAACCAUUAAAUCCAUUUGUUGAUGCGGAAGGACUUCUGCGAGUAGGUGGUAGAUUGGAGAACUCACAGUUACCAUACUCGCAAAAACAUCCAAUAAUUCUUCCAAGGAGACAUUACAUAACACGACUGCUGUUGCGACAGGAGCAUGUAAGAUUAUUACAUGCUGGUACUCAAGCCAUCUUGAUUAACAUACGGCAAAAAUACUGGCCUAUAAAUGGAAGAAACAUCAUCAAAGGAAUAAUCAAAGAGUGCACAAUAUGUAGGCGCUUUCAAGCAGCACAAAGUCAACAGCUAAUGGGAUCGUUACCUGUUGAUCGAGUGACAAGUAAAAGACCGUUUCUUGCUGUAGGUGUGGAUUAUGCUGGUCCCAUUGAGUUGAGAGCAAGCCGACUGCGCAAAGCACCAAGAAUAAAAGCAUACAUAGUGGUAUACAUUUGCAUGUCCACUAAAGCAGUACACUUGGACUUAGUCACGGAAUUAUCAACUGCAGCCUUUUUGGAUUCAUUGAAACGCUUCGUGUCACGAAGAGGUGUGUGCCAAACCAUAUACAGUGAUAAUGGAACCAACUUCGUAGGCGCCAGUAAUGAAUUAGAUAGACUCUAUAAGUAUUUUAAAAAUAAUAUUAAUAAGAAAGAACUCAUUGAGAGUGUGUCAACCAUUGGAAUAACAUGGAAAUUUAUACCGUCACAUGCACCCCAUUUUGGAGGACUAUGGGAACGGAACAUUAGAACAAUGAAGCAUCAUUUAAAUAGGGUUAUUGGUUCAACCUGUUUAACUUAUGAAGACUAUUUAACUUUCUUGAAUCAAGUAGAAGCCAUAAUGAAUUCAAGACCCAUUAUCCCAUUAAAUGAUGAUAGCACCGAUUCUGUGUUUUUAACCCCUAGUCACUUUCUUAUAGGUGAUAUUAUGACUGCUAUUCCUGAACCCGUAGUAGAUAGUACUGCCCUAAAAAAUAAAUUAAACAUACAUAGACAGCUAAAUGCGAUGAGAGAUAGGUUUUGGACCAGAAGCGGGCAAAAUGGACAGCAUCCUUGGACAACCUAG
Ctenocephalides felis (cat flea) is the source of this 4836-nucleotide messenger RNA. RefSeq lists its product as uncharacterized. Lineage: Eukaryota; Metazoa; Arthropoda; Insecta; Siphonaptera; Pulicidae. Bases 1 to 4836 code for a protein of 1611 amino acids. Gene Ontology annotation, molecular function: aspartic-type endopeptidase activity; nucleic acid binding. The record is from RefSeq and is a predicted model, not a curated record. The transcript has a single exon. Gene Ontology annotation, biological process: proteolysis; DNA integration.